This is a messenger RNA of Dipodomys spectabilis (banner-tailed kangaroo rat), 1842 nucleotides long. RefSeq names its product histidyl-tRNA synthetase 2, mitochondrial (gene Hars2). The record is from RefSeq and is a predicted model, not a curated record. Gene Ontology annotation, cellular component: mitochondrion; cytoplasm. The coding region runs from base 116 to 1636 and encodes 506 amino acids. Lineage: Eukaryota; Metazoa; Chordata; Mammalia; Rodentia; Heteromyidae. The transcript is spliced from 13 exons. Gene Ontology annotation, biological process: histidyl-tRNA aminoacylation. Gene Ontology annotation, molecular function: identical protein binding; ATP binding; histidine-tRNA ligase activity.
UGAGUUAGGUGCCCCUGGUGAGCCUCUUGAGCGUCCUGCUCUUUCCUGGAGAUUCUCCCGGCCUUGUUCGCUGGCCUUUGGCUUCUCUCCUGGAAAUCAGGCGUCCCGCAGCACGAUGCCCCAGCUCGGGCUCCUAUGCCGGAAGGCUUGGGCUGCCCUGCUCAGCCAGCUGGUGCGACCUCCCCAUGCCGUGAGCAUCCGGACGGUCGGUGGUCACAGCCAGAUAGCAGAGGCAGUUUUAACAUCUCAACUGAAACCACGUGAAGAGAAACCAAAUUUUGUCAUUAAGGUACCAAAGGGUACCAGGGAUCUUAGUCCCCAGCAGAUGGUUGUGAGGGAGAAAAUUCUUGAUACGGUUGUCAGCUGCUUUAAACGUCACGGGGCAAAAGGAUUAGACACACCAGCAUUUGAGCUAAAGGAUAUGCUCACGGAGAAGUCUGAAGAGAAUUUUGGGCUCAUGUAUGACCUGAAGGAUCAAGGUGGAGAACUACUGUCCCUUCGCUAUGACCUUACUGUUCCUUUUGCUCGUUAUCUGGCCAUGAAUAAACUGAAGAAGAUGAAACGUUACCAAGUUGGAAAGGUGUGGCGCAGGGAGAGCCCUGCCAUAGUCCAGGGUCGUUACAGGGAGUUCUGCCAGUGUGAUUUUGAUAUUGCUGGUCAGUUUGACCCUAUGAUUCCAGAUGCAGAGUGUUUGAAAAUCAUUUGUGAAAUCCUUAGUGGAUUGCAACUGGGGGACUUUCUCAUUAAGGUCAAUGACCGGCGGAUUGUAGAUGGGAUGUUUGCUGUGUGUGGUGUUCCUGAAAGCAAGUUCCGUACCAUCUGUGCCUCCAUGGAUAAACUAGACAAGAUGUCUUGGAAAGAUGUGAGACACGAGAUGGUUGUGAAGAAAGGCCUGGCUCCUGAGGUGGCUGAUCGAAUUGGGGACUAUGUGCAAUGUCAUGGUGGGAUAUCCCUACUAGAGGAAAUGUUCCAGGAUCCCCGACUAUCACAAAGCAAGCAAGCCUUGGAGGGUCUGAGGGACCUGAAGCUGCUCUUUGAAUAUCUGACUUUAUUUGGAAUUGCUGAGAAGAUCUCCUUUGACCUGAGUCUAGCCCGGGGCCUGGACUAUUAUACAGGAGUGAUCUAUGAAGCAGUACUGCUGAAGCCCGCAGCUCAAGCUGGAGUAGAGUCUUUGAAUGUAGGCAGUGUGGCUGCUGGUGGGCGCUAUGAUGAUCUGGUUGCCACGUUUGACCCCAAAGGCUACAAGGUGCCAUGUGUUGGGUUGAGCAUUGGAGUAGAGCGAAUCUUCUACAUUGUGGAGCAAAAGAUGAAGAUUUUGGGUGAGAAGGUACGGACCUCAGAAACCCAAGUGUUUGUGGCUACACCCCAAAAGAACUUUCUUCGAGAACGGUUAAAGAUAAUUGCAGAACUUUGGGAUGCUGGAAUCAAGGCAGAGAUGCUAUAUAAGGAGAACCCUAAACUAUUAACCCAGUUGCACUAUUGUGAGGACAUGGGCAUUCCACUGGUGGUCAUUAUUGGUGAGCAAGAACAAAAGGAAGGUACCCUCAAGCUCCGUUCAGUGGCCAGCAGAGAGGAGGUGGCCAUUAAACGGGAAAAUCUUGUGGCUGAAAUUCAGAAGCAACUGUCUCUGUCUUGAUUGCUUGAUUGCCAUCUGCUGCCUUUUGUAGAAAAGUUUUCAUAUAGGAUUGAGUUCCUGGUGGACUUUAACAGCUGGCCAGCAUGAGUGACAAGUGCCUUCUGUGUCCUCUGUCUUUCCCGGAUAAAGAAUGACAGAAGGCUUGAGGACUUGAGAGCUAGUAUAAGCAGCUACUCUGCAUGGAAGCAGAUGGCUGGUAUGUGAAA